This is a messenger RNA of Cygnus atratus (black swan), 1676 nucleotides long. It is a transcript of the gene IFT38, whose product is annotated as clusterin associated protein 1. Bases 60 to 1307 code for a protein of 415 amino acids. Gene Ontology annotation, cellular component: intraciliary transport particle B; cilium; centrosome. NCBI's taxonomy places the organism in Eukaryota, Metazoa, Chordata, Aves, Anseriformes, Anatidae. Gene Ontology annotation, biological process: cilium assembly. The transcript is spliced from 12 exons. The record is from RefSeq and is a predicted model, not a curated record.
GCGCCGUAGGGCGGUUGCUGUAGCGACGAGCGGCGCGGCCUGGUGCGGCGGAGCUCCCGAUGUCGUUCCGCGACCUGCGCAAUUUCACCGAGAUGAUGAGGGCGCUGGGGUAUCCCCGGCUCAUCUCGAUGGAGAACUUCCACGCCCCGAACUUCAUGCUGGUUGCCGAAGUGCUGCUGUGGCUGGUGAAGAGGUACGAGCCUCAGACUGACAUUCCUCCUGAUGUUGAGACAGAACAGGACCGCGUUUUCUUCGUUAAGGCUGUAGCUCAGUUUAUGGCUACCAAGGCUCACAUAAAGCUCAACACGAAGAAGCUUUACCAGGCAGACGGCUAUGCAGUGAAGGAACUGCUGAAAGUCACCUCUGUGCUUUAUGGUGCUAUGAACACCAAGGGAGUGGAGCGCACAGACGUGAGUGAGGAAGACAGCAGCAAAUUCAAGUUUGAUCUUGGCUCAAGAAUUGCUGACUUGAAGGCAGCUAGACAGCUUGCUUCUGAAAUCACCUCCAAAGGAGCAAGUCUGUAUGACUUACUUGGCAAAGAAGUUGAGCUAAGGGAAGCAAGAACAGAAUCUAUUGCCAGACCUUUGGAGAUAAAUGAGGCUGAGAAGAUGAUGAAAAUUGCCAUUGACUGUGUUCUGGAACAAGUCCAAAAGACUAAAGACAUGUUGAAUAAUGUGGCUUUGGAUGAAGCCAAUUUGGAAGCCAAGAUUGAAAAAAGAAAAUUGGAGCUGGAAAGAAGCCAGAAGAGGCUACAGACCCUACAGAGUGUUCGUCCUGCUUUUAUGGAUGAGUAUGAGAAGAUAGAGGAGCAACUGCAGAAACAAUACAGUAGUUACCUAGAAAAAUUCCGUAAUCUAACCUACUUGGAGCAGCUCCUGGAUGAUCAUCGUCGGACAGAGCAAGAGAUGUUUGAGGAAGCAGCAAACAUGCUGCGUCUUAUGCAGAACAGGCUGAAGGAAGAGGAACAACACCUGCUUAAGAGUGGAAAUAAUGAUGAUUCCGAUGCAGACAUUCAAGAGGAUGAAGGCUCUGAUAGUGAAGUGGAAGAGGGGCAGAUCAUGAAGCAGCGCAUGGCCACGGAGGCUCUAGUGCAAGGGAGAACUGGCAUGCGGAUCGUGGGAACAAUGCAAGGUGGAGACACAGAGGAAGAAGAGGAGUCGGGGGAUAGUGAGAUUGACCUGGAUGAUGAUGAAGAUGAAGAGGAGGAAGAGGAUGUGGAAGAUGACAGCAUGGAAAUCUCCCCAAGCAAAUCCAAUCACCGAGCAAAGAAGCCAGAGCCUCUAGAGGAAAGUGACAACGACUUCUGACCCUCUAGUAGCAGGACCAGGAGGCACCUUGAAAUAAAAACUUUGGAGAGCAUUCAGGCCAGGAACUAAUAUCCUGCCAUCUGAAAAGUGCUCGUCAGCAUGAAUUCAGGAGUUGGUAAAUAAUGUUCAUUAAACUUGAAAAUUAAACUUGGAUUGCCAGUCCUGUGACUCGCAAAGUAUGAAUAGUUUAUCCGUAAUGAGAAUCACAGUAAUGUGGAGUGCUGUUAUUUCCAUAAUUGCAUUAGAACUGGCCCUCAUGCACUGCAGUGCCAGAAGUCUCACUCCAGUGAGCAUUGUGUGCCUGAUUUCCCUGCAUUUUAUUAUGUCCAAACAGAUUUUUUGGCUUAAUAAAGCUGGAUGAAAAGCUGC